This is a messenger RNA of Adelges cooleyi (spruce gall adelgid), 5750 nucleotides long. RefSeq names its product glycogen debranching enzyme. The record is from RefSeq and is a predicted model, not a curated record. Lineage: Eukaryota; Metazoa; Arthropoda; Insecta; Hemiptera; Adelgidae. Gene Ontology annotation, biological process: glycogen catabolic process; glycogen biosynthetic process. Bases 349 to 5391 code for a protein of 1680 amino acids. Gene Ontology annotation, molecular function: 4-alpha-glucanotransferase activity; amylo-alpha-1,6-glucosidase activity. The transcript is spliced from 25 exons.
CGCCUUUUUGGUUUUCCAUCAUCAAGUUUUCAACCGUUAUCCAAACUCCAAUGUCCGUUACUGGUCGACCGAUCACCGUGACCAUUUAUAAAUUAUCAUUAUUAUUAGAAAUUCAAUUUACAUAAUAAUCGUGUGCGUGUGUGUUUGUGUGUAUUUUUCUUUUAGUUAUUUAACUUGUUUUUUUCCGAUUUUAACGUCUACGUAUCACACGUGAUUUUAGUUUGUUUUUUAUUUAGUAAUAACCGCAGUUUUAAGCCAUAUCUAUUAAUAACUUAUUGUAUAAUAAGCGGUGUAAUACGUAAGGAAACAGUGCUUUAAAAAAUAAUUGCUGUUUUAAGUAUUUCCGGGAUGGGCGGACAGGCCACCAAAUUACCACCGUCGUCUCCAUUGCCAAAACACGAUGCUCUCAAAAAAAAAUCUACAGAAAAAGAAAAAACAGAAAACAAAUCUAAACCUGCUGGGUCUUCGGCCACAACCCCUAAACAAGCGGAGUGCAAGAAAGAGCUUUCUGACAAACGACUUCCGGUCCCUUUAGAACUUGUCGAAAACAAAGUGUCGUCUUCGGUGACGCCAAAAGAUUCUUCGGGGGACGAAUCCUUUGAAGACGCCACGGCCGAGAUUAAAAAUGUCAACGAACUGAUGGUCAAAAUGUCCAAAACCGAUUCUCUCUCCGAACAAGUCGACAAAACUUCAUUAGAAGGUGACAACACUUUGUCUGAAUACGAAGUAAUCCCGAAAACUUCGGCCCGGACGUCCCCCUCGCCGAAAACCGUUGACGAUGUGCCCGCUGAAAAUCUUAAACAAAACGCUAAGGCGGAGAAAAAAGUCGGCAAAACGGAAGAAAAAACCAUGGAGGUUAAACGGUCAUGUACUAAUCAAACACGAAUACUCACUCUCAGAGACAAUCAAUCACUAGAAAAUACUUUAUAUCGACUUAAAAAAGGAUGGUACUUGGAGUUCCGUAUAGGUCCUUCACUUUUUGGACAGGACGUAGUUCUUUAUACUGACAUACCGGCCGACGGGCAAUUGUUUAAAAGAGGUUCAUAUCGACGUCUAGAAUGGAUUCGGGAAUGGACUACAGAUGAAAUAAUUAAUGAUGAUUCUUCGUUAUCAUGUCUUGUCCUAUUGAACAUGGCUGGUUCUUUUCAUUACUAUUUUGAGUGCGAAGGAAAAAGGAAAGGGAGUGGUUAUGUUUGCGUAGAUCCAAACUUAUCAGCUGGAGGAAAAGAUAUUCCUUUAAAUUCAAUUCAAGCAGUUUCCGUGUUGACAAAAUGUCUGGGACCGUUGUCUUCUUGGAAAUCAAAAUUGAAAGUUGCUAAGGAAGCGGGUUAUAAUAUGGUGCAUUUUACACCCAUUCAAGAAUUAGGAGGUUCAAAUUCAUCUUACAGUUUAAAAGAUCAACUCGCUUUGAACCCAUUGUUCAAUUACGACAAUCAUAAAGUCACCCACAAUAAUAUUAAAUCUUUAUUAGAUGAGAUCAAAGUUGAAUGGAAUGUAAUGAGUAUUUGUGAUAUAGUACUGAAUCAUACGGCUAACGAGAGUCCUUGGUUAAUGGAACAUCCCGAGUGUGCUUACAACUUGGUAAAUUGCCCUUAUUUAAAGCCAGCCUACUUGUUGGAUUAUCACUUGUAUCACUUUAGUGUAGAAGUUUCAAAAGGCAUGUGGGAAUUUUCUGGUGUUCCCGUUACUGUCAAUAGUGAAGAGCAUCUUGGAUCUAUUAGACACGCUUUACUGACUACAUUGUUACCGAAAGUGAAAAUUCACGAACUGUAUCAACUGAAUGUUGAAAAAAUUGUAACGGAGUUUCAAAAUAUGGUUCGUUCCGGUCCACCACCGUUAGCCAAAAAUUCAAAAAAUGAUGACAAUGAUGAACUAGCGCUUAUUCCUGAUCCGGAAUUCCGAAGAUUAGCUGCAACUGUUGAUAUGAAUAAAGUUUUACCGUUAUACAAUAUAUAUAGGAGUGAUUGUUUUGAUGAAGAUACAAGACUUCACCGUUGUAGCUAUGAAUUGAAAUUAAAAUUAGAAGAAAUGAAUAGUGCCGUUUAUGAUAGAAUUCAAGCUCAUAUAGUAGCCGCCGUAGAUAAUUGUAUUGCAGGUAUUCGAUAUUUCAGGAUACAGCCAGACGGUCCAAGAAUACCCAAAGUAUCUAUAAAAGAACCCUUAGUGCCGAGAUACUUCAAAGAUUUUGAAGACUUAAGUGCUGAGGAAGUGUUGUACUCCUCAAAUGGUCGUUUUGUUAUGGCACAUAACGGAUGGGUAAUGGGUGGAAGUCCUAUUGAAAAUUUUGCCGGUCCAAAUUCUGAAGUAUAUCUACGCAGAGAGUUAAUAGCAUGGGGAGAUAGUGUUAAAUUAAGGUUUGGAGAUAAUCCUGAAGAUUGCCCUUUCCUUUGGGAUUAUAUGAAGCGUUACGUUGAAGAAACUGUGAAAAUUUUCGACGGGGUCAGAUUGGAUAAUUGCCAUUCAACGCCAUUGCACCUUGCAGAGUAUUUGCUUGACGCUGCCCGGAAAAUUAAACCAGACUUGUAUGUUGUAGCAGAACUAUUUACAAAUUCUGAUUCAGCUGAUAAUAUAUUUGUUAACAGACUCGGCAUAACAUCAUUGAUUCGAGAAGCCAUGUCUGCGUGGGAUUCGCAUGAAUUAGGACGUUUGGUUUAUCGUUAUGGUGGUGAUCCUGUCGGUGCUUUUAUGAAACCACAGGAACAAGAUUUGCGUCCAUCGAUAGCACAUGCUUUGUUUAUGGAUCAAACCCAUGACAAUCCUUCUCCAGUUGAAAAGCGAUCGGUUUAUGAUUUGUUACCCAGUGCAGCAUUGGUAUCAAUGGCAUGCUGUGCUAGUGGAAGUAAUAUGGGCUACGAUCAACUAAUACCACACCAUAUUGAUGUUGUCAAAGAAGAUAGGCAAUAUAUGUGUUGGUCUGACGAGUUUGUCAACAUGAACACGGGAAUAAUGGCUGGUAAAAGAGCAUUAAACGACCUACAUUAUGAUCUCGGACUACGUGGAUUUGAUCAAGUCUUUGUCGAUCAAGUAGACACUGAUAUUGUUUGUGUAACACGACACAAUAGUAAAACACAUGAAACAGUUGUAUUAAUGUCUUAUACUGCGUUUACAAAAAACACGAGUUCUCCCUUUUUACCUUUACCACAAAAUGGUUUGGGUAAGGGCAUCACCGUGGAUGGUCAAGUGAAAAGUGUGAUCAUUGAAGCUUGCGUUCAAAAUAAAGAAAUUCGCGGAGAAGUAUUUGUGAAAGAUGAAAAAAUAAUCAAUGGCCUCACAAAUUGCACUUUACAAAUCAAGCAAAACAUUAAUCCCUAUGACUGUACUAUGCUAAGUAUCGUACCUAUAAAUGAAAGAUCAGUACGUUUUAACUUUACCGAAAACUUCAAACCUGGAUGUAUUGUAAUAGUUAGCGCCGUACCAAAUGAAAAAACAAUAGCUACAACUAAACAAUUGUUGACUGAAAUCAAUUUAGUGCAAGCAGUCAGUCGUUUGACUUUAACAGACUUGAAUUAUGUUUUGUUCAGAUGUGCCGAAGAAGACGAUGGAAAAGCAUAUGAUAUACCAGGAUUUGGUAAACUAGUGUACUGUGGUAUUCAAGGUGUAAUGUCAGUUUUGGACGUCGUGGCUCCUGACAAUGAUCUUGGCCACCCGUUGUGUGCAAAUUUACGCAAUGGUUUCUGGAUUAUAGAUUAUAUUUAUGAACGUUUAAAGCAAAAAGAAUUUGAACACAAUCCACUGUAUCAGUUUGGAGAUUUUUUAGAAACAUUUUUACAACCGCUUAAAAACUUACCACCUUUUUUAGUACCUUGCUAUUUUGAACUUGUCAUCAGGAAAGUUUAUAACGCAUUGCUUGAUCGUACAUGGUCAUUGAUGCACAGCGAUAUAAAAAACGGAUCCUCAUUUUGUAAAAGUUUAGCGCUCGCUUCAAUUCAGUUUGCAGGGAUAGUUAAAUCAAGCCCUCUUCCACCUCUUUCCCAAAAUCUCUUGGCUCCUAUGCUCAAAACCUACACAGCGCAUGACGGAAAAACUCGACCAGAAUGUGUAUCUAUUUCGGCUGGGUUACCACAUUUUUCCACUGGAUACAUGAGAAUUUGGGGUCGAGACACUUUUAUUGCAAUCAGAGGACUAUUAUUACUUGCUGGACGCUACGAUGAAGUCAAGUAUAUAAUUUUGGCGUUUGGUGGUUGCUUGAGACAUGGUCUAAUUCCAAAUCUUUUGGAUGGAGGUAUCAAUCCUAGGUAUAAUUGCCGCGAUGCAGUUUGGUGGUGGCUGUAUAUGAUUCGGCAGUAUGUCGAAACUGUACCUGGGGGUAUUAGUAUUUUGAAUGAUCCAGUUAAUAGGAUAUUCCCUACUGAUGACUCUGAACCAACCUCAGUUGAUCAACCAUUAUAUGAGGUAAUCCAGGAAGUUAUGUCAGUACACUUCCAAGGAUUGUGUUUCCGUGAACGCAAUGCUGGCAUCGCAAUUGAUGCUCAUAUGAAGAGUCCAGGAUUUGACAACCAAAUUGGAGUACAACCUUUGACGGGUUUUGUUUUUGGUGGUAAUGAAUGGAAUUGUGGUACUUGGAUGGAUAAAAUGGGUUCUUCGGACAAAGCCGGUAACCGAGGUCGACCUGCUUCACCACGUGAUGGAUCAGCUAUAGAAUUGGUCGCUUUAUCCAAAGCUGUUGUUGGGUUUUUGGCCGACUUGAACAAAUCAAAUAAAUUUAAAUAUUCUGGAGUAACUCGUAAAAAUAAGGAUGGUUCGGAUACUACAUGGACAUAUAAAGAAUGGAAUGGAAAAAUUCAAUCAAAUUUUGAAUCAUACUUUUGGAUACCAACAGAAAAAGUCAACCAUACUCAAGUGGAACCAUAUCCAGAACUUAUUAACCGCAGAGGUAUUUAUAAGGACACUGUCGGGGCUUCAAACAAAUGGGGCGAUUAUCAAUUACGGUGUAAUUAUCCAGUUGCAAUGGUAGUGGCUCCAGAAUUGUUUACACCAGAAAAUGCACGAAUAGCCAUUCUAACAGCGUCUGAUGUGCUUCUUGGUCCACUCGGUAUGAAAACAUUAGAUCCAACUGACUGGGCCUAUGACGGUUAUUAUAAUAACGAUAACGAUACAACCGAUUCUAAAGUGGCCAACGGUUAUAAUUAUCAUCAAGGACCGGAGUGGUUAUGGCCUGUUGGCUUUCUUUUAAGAGCUAAGUUUAUAUUUUCAACAAAAAAACGAGAAACACAAUCGGAAAUUCAAAGUAUUCUCGCCAAACACUACGAGCAUUUAAGAACUUCGGUGUGGAGAGGACUACCAGAAUUAACAAAUAAGGAUGGAGCGUUCUGCUCAGGAUCUUGUCCAACUCAAGCUUGGAGUGUUGCUACAAUUUUAGAGGCGCUGAUUGCAGUUACCAAUUUAAAUUGAUAUUAAACUUGUGUGUUUAGUAUUAAUUUUAUUGUCAAUUUGUUUUUAGUAAUAGAAUAUUAUAUUUAAUGAAAAAUGGAAGCAAGCAAUGACAGGAUUUAAUCAAAAAAAUUGUAACAUAAUAUUAUUCUUACUUUUAAGUUAUUGAAUUACAUUGAACUUCUUAUUUUAUAAUAGAAAUUAUUUAUAUGUGUAUAUCAUUGUUGAAUAUUGUUUAAAUUAUAUUUGUAUGCUUUUAUUUUUUUAAUUGUUUUACGUAUAUUAUUAUUUACAAGGUAAUAAUUUUUAUUAUAAUUUAAGUCAAAAUUUAUAAUAUUUCUGCACUUUUAUUUAUAAUAAAUAAAUUAUUUUUUAAAAAC